This is a messenger RNA of Eutrema salsugineum, 765 nucleotides long. RefSeq names its product ATP-dependent DNA helicase PIF1-like. Bases 1 to 765 code for a protein of 254 amino acids. The transcript has 2 exons. The record is from RefSeq and is a predicted model, not a curated record. Lineage: Eukaryota; Viridiplantae; Streptophyta; Magnoliopsida; Brassicales; Brassicaceae.
AUGAUCGACAUUCCUGAUGAACUUCUAAUAAAAGAAUGUGAUGAUCCCAUUAAAUCUAUUGUCGAGGAAGUUUAUGGUUUAAGUUUUGAAGAGCAAACCGAUCCUCAUUUUUACCAGGAAAGGGCUAUUUUGUGUCCAACGAAUGACGAUGUAUGCCUCAUCAACGAGUACAUGCUUUCUAUGUUGACAGGUGAGGAGAAGACUUAUCUAAGUUCUGAUUCUAUAGAUCCAUCUGAUACAUCUAACCAGGAUAGCAGAGUAUAUACUCCUGAUUUCUUGAAUAAUAUAAAGUUGUCUGGUCUUCCUAAUCAUUCUUUGAGAUUAAGAGUAGGAACACCAGUUAUGCUAUUAAGGAAUAUAGAUCCAAAGGCUGGUUUGUGCAAUGGGACAAGGCUACAAAUCACCCAAUUAGCUGAUCAUAUCAUCAAAGCUAUUGUUUUGACUGGUGACACUCAUGGUCAGAAAGUUUAUAUUCCAAGGUUGAAUGUCGCACCUCCUGAAGGAAAAUUUCCAUUCAGAAUGCGAAGAAGACAAUUUCCUUUGGCUGUUGCCUUUGCUAUGACCAUAAAUAAAAGUCAGGGUCAGACACUUUCAAGCGUCGGUCUAUAUCUGCCAAAACCUGUUUUCUCUCAUGGCCAGUUAUAUGUUGCUCUAUCUAGAGUAAAAUCAAAGGAUGGGUUAAAGGUGCUUAUUAUUGACAAAGAUGGUAAACCUCAAAAACAGACAAUGAACGUUGUAUUCAAAGAAGUGUUCCAGAAGAUAUAG